GGUUGUGAGAUAAGUACAUUUAUUUUCUUUUAGUACAUUGUUAUUAUUAAAGAAUUUAGUGAAAAAAUAUAUUCAUAAUGUUAAGUUUAAUGAACAGACUGUUAGAUUGGUUCAAAAGCUUAUUUUGGAAAGAAGAAAUGGAAUUAACAUUGGUUGGAUUGCAGUAUUCUGGAAAAACAACUUUUGUCAAUGUUAUAGCUUCAGGUCAGUUUAGUGAAGAUAUGAUCCCCACUGUAGGGUUUAAUAUGAGAAAAAUCACCAAAGGUAAUGUUACAAUAAAAGUAUGGGAUAUUGGUGGACAACCAAGGUUUAGAUCUAUGUGGGAAAGGUAUUGUCGAGGAGUAAAUGCUAUUGUUUACAUGGUUGAUGCUGCUGAUCCUGAAAAAAUUGAAGCAUCUCGAAAUGAACUGCACAAUUUGCUAGAUAAACCACAGUUAGCAGGAAUACCUGUUUUGGUUCUUGGAAAUAAAAGAGAUAAACCACAAGCUUUAGAUGAAAAUGGCCUCAUUGAAAGAAUGUAA
Brassicogethes aeneus is the source of this 521-nucleotide messenger RNA. The record is from the annotation of a GenBank genome assembly. NCBI's taxonomy places the organism in Eukaryota, Metazoa, Arthropoda, Insecta, Coleoptera, Nitidulidae.